AUGGCUACGCAGUCCAAGUUUGCCCUCCCGGGCAGCCUCCACGGCGUCAAUGUGCGCGCCCUCGCCGCGCAGCUCGUUCAGCUGUACGUGGCCAACCGCUCGCGCAUCUCGCGCGCCGUCUGGAUCACGCUCUUCGUCGCCCUCCUCCACCGCAUCCACAACGCCAUUGCCGAGCAAAAGGCGGCCUCGGCCCGCGAGGCGACCCAGCGCGCCGCGCGCCGCGCCACCGUCGCCGCCCUGCCCGGUGAGGACGGCGGCGGGCCGGAUGCGCCGCGGAAAAAGGUUGCGCUCGACCGCGCCUUUUUCCGCUCGCUCAUGCGCCUGAUCCGCAUUGUCGUGCCGGGCUGGCGCAGCAAGGAAGCGCGCCUGCUCAUCAGCCACAGCUUCUUUCUGGUGCUGCGCACCGUCAUCAGCCUCAAGGUGGCCGAGAUGGACGGCGCGAUUGUCAAGGCGCUUGUGCGCGGCAACGGCAAGGACUUUUUGUCGCGGAUCGUGUGGUGGAUGAUUAUUGCGGUGCCCGCCACUUUUACGAAUUCCAUGCUUUCAUAUCACCAAGCGGAGCUGUCACUCAACUAUAGAACACGACUCACUCAGUACAUUCAUGACAAAUACCUCUCCAACCUCACCUUUUACGGCAUAUCGGCUCUCGACGACCGGAUAAAGAACCCCGACCAGCUCAUUGCCGUCGACGUGUCCAAAUUCUCCAACAGCUUGGCCGAGCUCUACAGCAACCUGGCCAAGCCCCUACUUGACAUGACCAUCUACACCUACUCCCUCUCCAAGAGCGUCGGCGGCGAGGGGGUCGUCUUCAUGUCGCUGCUCGUGCAGCUCUCAGCCAACGUGAUGCGCAUCCUGACGCCGCCGUUUGGCAAGUACGUGGCCGACGAGGCGCGCCUCGAGGGCGAGUUCCGCUUCCAGCACUCGCGGCUCAUCGACUACGCUGAGGAGGUGGCGCUCUACAACGGCCACACGGCCGAAAAGGACACGCUCGACAAGGGCUACUUUACGCUCAUCAAGCACGUCAACUACAUCUUGCGCCGGCGCUUCUACCACGGCUUCAUGGAGGACUUUGUCAUCAAGUACUUUUGGGGCGCCCUCGGGCUCGUUCUCUGCUCCGUCCCCGUCUUUGUCCAGCUGCCCGGCGCCCGGCCCGGCAUGAACACGGGCGACCGCACCGAGUCGUUUGUCACCAACCGCCGCAUGCUGCUCUCCGCCUCGGACGCCUUUGGCCGCGUCAUGUUUUCGUACCGCGAGAUUAUGGAGCUGGCGGGCUACACGUCGCGCGUGGACUUGCUGCUCAACGUCAUGGACGAUAUCCAGUCGGGUCACUUUGAGAAGAACCUAGUGUCGUCUUCGGGGACAGAGAAUAAUGAGGCUGUCCUCAAGGGUCGCGGCACUAUCCACGAGAGCCAGGACAUCACAUUUAUCGACGUACCCAUCAUCUCACCCAACGGCGACGUCCUCGUCCAGGCGCUGUCCUUUUCCAUCAAGCACGGCGACCACCUCCUCGUCGUCGGCCCCAACGGCUGCGGCAAGUCCUCUCUCUUCCGCAUCCUCGGCGGUCUGUGGCCUGUGUACGGCGGCACCGUGUACAAGCCGCCGUUCUCGUCCAUCUUCUACCUGCCGCAGCGGCCGUACCUGUCGCGGGGCUCGCUCCGGCAGCAAAUCAUCUACCCAGACUCGCUGCGGCAGAUGCGGCAGCGGGGGACGACGGACGCGGAGCUGCUCGGCAUCCUGCAGACGCUGGACCUGGCGCACCUCGUGGACCUGUACGACGAGGGCUGGGACGCCGAGGCCGAGUGGCGCGACGUGCUCUCGGGCGGGCUGCAGCAGCGCGUCGCCAUGGCGCGUCUCUUCUACCACCGCCCCAAGUACGCCAUCCUCGACGAGUGCACGAGCAGCGUCACGCUCGAGACGGAGAAGAUCAUGUACGACCACGCCAAGGCGCUCGGCAUCACGCUCAUGACCGUCAGCCACCGCCGCAGCUUGUGGAAGUACCACACCCACAUCCUGCAGUUUGACGGUCAGGGACACUACGUCUUCACCCGACUGGACGCCGAUAGGCGCCUGAAGCUCGAGGACGAAAAGGACGAGCUGGAUGUGAAGCUGCGACAGGUGCCGGAGCUGGAGAGGCGUAUGGCGGAACUGACGUCGUAG
Messenger RNA from Cordyceps militaris CM01, 2157 nucleotides. RefSeq names its product ABC transporter. The coding region runs from base 1 to 2157 and encodes 718 amino acids. Gene Ontology annotation, biological process: peroxisome organization; very long-chain fatty acid catabolic process; fatty acid beta-oxidation. Gene Ontology annotation, molecular function: ATP binding; long-chain fatty acid transmembrane transporter activity; ABC-type transporter activity. NCBI's taxonomy places the organism in Eukaryota, Fungi, Ascomycota, Sordariomycetes, Hypocreales, Cordycipitaceae. The transcript has 4 exons. Gene Ontology annotation, cellular component: peroxisomal membrane. The record is from RefSeq and is a predicted model, not a curated record.